CCACCCAUGUGUGGAGAGAGGAAGUGAUCGGUGAACCGGAACGGUAAAGGCGUGGCAUGGAGUGAAAUUGGGGAUGCUUUGUGCUAUUUUAGAGAUUGCUAAUAGAAAUAAAAUUUUGUCCUAUUCGCAUUCCCAUCUUAACGGAAUAAAGGCCGCUAUUCUGGGUGCGUCUCCGUUCUCCGAAGCAAAGAGAAGAGCAAAAACAAGAGAUGGGCCUUCUUGGGUUAGACUUCACUUUCGCUGCUUUUUCUUGUUCUCGUCCAUCGAUUCCAACUAGUAACCGAAUCUCAUUCCUAUCAAGCUUCAACUUACGAUUUCCAGUUCGUGAGGUCUGCUUUAGGGAGAAAAGUGGAAUUGUAAAUUCAAGGAUUUCUUGUUUCUCUGCAACUGUUGGGGAAAAGCCGAAAAUCGUGAAAGAAAAAACCGUUUCGGUUAUUCUUCUGGCUGGAGGGAAGGGUAAGCGGAUGGGUGCCAGCAUGCCAAAGCAGUACCUUCCGCUCUUAGGCCAACCAAUUGCAUUGUAUAGCUUUUACACUUUCUCCCGCAUGAUUGAAGUAAAGGAAAUUGUUAUAGUUUGCGAUCCCUCCUAUAAGGAUAUCUUUGAAGACACAAAAGAGAAAAUCAAUGUGGAACUUAAGUUUGCCCUACCUGGGAAGGAAAGACAAGAUUCUGUUUACAGUGGACUCCAGGCUGUUGAUUUGGCCUCCGAGCUUGUUUGCAUCCAUGAUUCUGCAAGACCUCUGGUAUCUUCAGAGGAUGUAGAAAAGGUUCUUAAAGAUGGUUGGCUGAAUGGAGCGGCUGUACUUGGUGUUCCAGUUAAAGCUACUAUAAAAGAGGGAAACAGUGAGUCUUUUGUUGUCAAAACCUUGGACAGGAAAACACUAUGGGAAAUGCAGACCCCCCAGGUUAUCAAACCUCAGUUGCUCAGAAAAGGUUUUGAGUUGGUAAAUAGUGAAGGUCUUGAAGUGACUGAUGACGUGUCUAUCGUGGAGUACCUUAAACAUCCUGUGUAUAUAACUGAAGGAUCUUACACCAACAUCAAGGUCACAACCCCAGAUGAUAUAUUACUCGCAGAGAGAAUAUUGAGUCUGAACUCUGUGAAGUCUUCUGCAUAAAAUUUCAUUUGUUGCUUUUAUAUCUUCAUUUUUCUAAUUCCUUGGUUCAUCAUUCUGCCAAUACAUACAAUUAGGCGUAACUUCUAUAUUUAUAUAUAUAUAUAUAUAUAUAUAUUUGGGAUUAUUUUGUUGUA
Ziziphus jujuba (common jujube) is the source of this 1249-nucleotide messenger RNA. Its product is annotated as 2-C-methyl-D-erythritol 4-phosphate cytidylyltransferase, chloroplastic. Bases 210 to 1115 code for a protein of 301 amino acids. Gene Ontology annotation, biological process: isoprenoid biosynthetic process. The transcript has 12 exons. The record is from RefSeq and is a predicted model, not a curated record. Gene Ontology annotation, molecular function: 2-C-methyl-D-erythritol 4-phosphate cytidylyltransferase activity. Lineage: Eukaryota; Viridiplantae; Streptophyta; Magnoliopsida; Rosales; Rhamnaceae.